This is a messenger RNA of Echinostoma caproni, 2559 nucleotides long. The record is from the annotation of a GenBank genome assembly. NCBI's taxonomy places the organism in Eukaryota, Metazoa, Platyhelminthes, Trematoda, Plagiorchiida, Echinostomatidae.
AUGUCGCGGUUCCUGGGAGCUAACAAUUCAGGGGUACCGGAUCCCAUCCCAACAUCACCAGAUGCUGUUUUCCUCCGACCGGCUGAACCAUCGCCCCGUUCCGAGCGGUCGCAAACAAAUAGUAUUCCUGGGGCUCAUUGGGCUAAGGAGCUAAUUGGACGCAUCCGAUCCAAUUCUAUUCAUCAUCCAUCUGUACAUCAUUAUCUCCAUUUUCAUCACUCCAUUGAAGAUUCCGAACCAAACCAUCAUCUCCACAACCUUUAUCAGCACGCUCAACACCCGCGGCGCCAGCGGCGGCACUCAGCACCACGGGAUGCUGAGCCAGCAAUACUUGACCCCGAAACCAUUGACCCGCGUCGUCUACCAAAAACCCACGGACCAACCAGUGCCUGUUUGCAAUUUUCCAAAAAGCCGUUACAGCACAUCACUAGCAAUUCGUCCACAUCGACCCCAAUCCCAGUCAACAUGUCUCCGGUACAUUUUUACUCAGGUGUGACCAGUGCGACAGGUAGCUCCGACCAAUCGCAGUUGAGUUGCUCUGCUAUUGAAGAGUUGCGUGGCGCUGUUGAUAUUCUUGCCGGACGUUGCCAAGCAUUCCCUUCAACCACCAAGAUCACUCGUGUAGGUGUUCGUGUCAAACGGGCCUCAGAAUCGGAGCAUCUGCUAGUUGUCAGUCGAUCUCUGUCUGAUUCUAAGGAGGAGUUCCCUACUUGUUCUUUCGGUCACUUCGAUGAGAAUCACGUCUACGGAACUCUGUUUCGUCACAGCACAUGUUAUGAUGUGCUUCCGGACAGUGGCAAGUUGGUCGUGUUGGAUUCCAAAUUGGGGGUUGUUCGCGCCAUUCGCGCCCUUCUGGAAAACGGGGUGCAGGCUGCACCGAUAUGGCAUGCUGCCACUCAACGCGUUACCGGCUUGUUCUCGCAAGAUUUCGCGCUACAUCUACUUUCCUCAUUGUAUCAUUAUGGCUCAGUCACUGAAAUGAAUGACCAGGCGUCCAGCAGUCCCACGGUGUUCAGCGACUCCAACCAAGAACCAUAUCAAGCGGCUACUGAUCCUACUUCACAGUCGAACAGUAUAGCUCACGGAUUGCGAAUCUGGGGAUCGAAGCGGCUCAGCGAUGUGCUUCGUCUUUUCUACCCACCAGAACAUCACAACUCGUCGCCAGAAUUCGCGGAUUCCGCUCUGAUUGUUCCUCCUCAAAUGGGUUUGCAAAAAGCAUUGUGUCGUCUAGUCCACAAAUCCCACUCGCAUCGAAUUCAUUCACGUCACCGAUCCAAAUCCGAAUCCAGUGAUCUUACUCAAAACAGCCUCUUUCGCUCUGAUUCUGGAAAGGAACAACAUCGUUUGCGAAGUAAGCCUGUCCGCCAGAAUUCUAUGGACCUUUUCGAUUGGGAAUUCCCUGAGAAUUUCAUUUUGGGUCCAUUUCCGGAUGCGGCAGUUGAGCAACCGGUGAACAAAAUUCUCGAAACGAAAAUUCAGGUCACUUGCCUCGUAUUGUUCGAUGUCUCUGCUCAUUCCUCAUGGGCAUCACCACAUCUAGUCGGAAUGGUUACGGCUAAAGAUUUAUUACAAGCCAUCGUGACCACUGAACCACACAACCGUCACCGCCAUCGUUCGCACCUGUACACUCGCCAGCACUGCCAACACAAUGCGACUCCUCAGUCUGUUGAUGCACAAUCAACUCAGUCCACGGAACCCAUGCUAGUGGACGAAGUGAACGAUGAUGAUGUAUCAAAUGACGAGGUCAGAGGUGACACCGAUCCUUCGGAUGUGUCCGACCCGUGUGCUCAUGCCCUGGGCCUGACGCACAGCCAGCACGUCCGAUUGCAACAAACACACUCUAAUUCGUUGCUGGGUCUUUCACAUCCCAAUUCAUCCUCCCAUUCCUCCUCCUCCCUAUCAUCCGGGAGCACAUUCUCAGCCGGAUGUAGUUCAGCGUCUGAGUUUGAGGAGUGUGAGGAAGAUCGAAAUCCGGAACAAGAUGCGGGUGAACCCAAUCUGAACGACACCAGACAUUUGAGCUUGGAUAAAAACAUGUCCGGUUCGGAGGAUCCUGCCCGAUCGAGCACCCAUUCUCAUGCUCAACCGCAUCAAUAUCAUCAUCGUGUCUCGUCUGCCUCAUCGGACUGUUGUUCAUGUGCGUGUCAUCAAUCUGGUUCCGCACCGAUAGCCCAGCUUCGACCAACAAACCACUGGGAUGGAACCGGCACUGUACCCUACUCGAUACAAUCACAUCCCGUCGAAAUGGGCAAUGUGACGGAAACCACGGGUCGUUCCUUACCUUAUCCUCGGGCGACGGAUUCGGUAGACAAUCGAAAAACCGGCAAUUCUUUUACCAUACGUCUUACGAACACCCUUGCAACUUCGGUUCAUAACCAAAAAUCACCCACUUCGCCGACCACUGCUUCUUCCGCUCCACCUGUUCGCAUCCCAAUUGUUGGUCCUCCCACAUCCCUCGAUACGGCAUUCAACAAUCGUCAACGAAGGUCACAAACAAGAUCGCAAAAGAAAAUUUGCAAACGGGAUGAAGAUGAUUCUGUGUUUCGAAUGGAUCAAUGA